CCAAAUCAUCGUCGAUACCAACCGCGACAUGGCCGUUCGACAAGUUGCCGCCAUCAAUUUCAAGAACUUCAUCGCCAAGAAUUGGUCUCCCGAUCACCACAGCGAAAUAUCCAUUUCACCCUCUGAUAAGCUUCUCCUCCGAAAUCACAUGCUCCUCUCUCUCCCUCAGCUUCCUCCUCUCCUCAGGGUGCAGCUCGGUGAGUGCCUCAAAACAGUCAUCCAUUCGGAUUAUCCGGAGCAGUUUCCUCAUCUUCUCGACUGGAUCAAGCAGAACUUACAGGAUCAACAACAAGUCCACGCCACUUUAUUUGUGCUGCGGAUUCUUUCAAGAAAAUACGAGUUCAAGUCAGAUGAAGAGCGGACGCCGGUUUAUGGCGUUGUCCAACAUACUUUUCCUCUGCUCCUCACUAUAAUUAACGCCUUAGUCCAAAUUGCCAAUCCCUCAGUCGAAGUUGCAGACUUGAUCAAGCUUAUCUGUAAAAUUUUCUGGUCCUACCAUCAUCCCCUUGUUAAAAAAUCUAAGCCAUCUAGACAACAUCAUUUCACUGUACCCAUUUCCACUGUACAAGAUAAAGUGCAUUUUGGCACAAAGGAAGGAAGCGUAUUAAUGUCACAAAAGUACUAUUAGACCACAAAUUUUAUACAUACUAUUGGAUUCAAAUACCAGGCAAAGGGGAAUAGGAGAAGAAAUCGAUCAUUGAAAUUGAAACACGAGCCCCAUUCAUCAAAGCAUCAAACAUA
Molecule: messenger RNA, 741 nt
Organism: Vigna angularis (adzuki bean)
Lineage: Eukaryota; Viridiplantae; Streptophyta; Magnoliopsida; Fabales; Fabaceae
Product: importin beta-like SAD2 homolog
Exons: 3
Coding region: 29-628 (199 amino acids)
Biological process (GO): protein import into nucleus
Cellular component (GO): cytosol; nuclear envelope
Molecular function (GO): small GTPase binding
Source: RefSeq, a predicted model, not a curated record